AUGUCUCCACACAACAGCUCUUCGUCCUCUUCGUCAACCGAGGGUUCAGCCUACCCUUGGAUAUUGGAGCACCUCCUAACCUAUCCCAGCACAUAUGAAAUACCUUUACGUACGAUGUAUACUCUGAAUUCUGCACCCUCUGCGCAGCAACCUCCUCGUCAAUCGACUCGUGUCGAUACUCCGUCCUUGUCCUCAUCCGCCUCUAGCCUUGACGGUUCUCCACAGACACCAGAGUUUCCUGUGGAUCCAAAGCAUCAUCUACCGCAAGCCACCGCAACAGAUCAUUUUAAACAGUGCUUGAUGGAACACAUCAGCCAAUUGCCCUCGCAGCCAUGUUCACUGCCUCCGGCGUUCAUCACUUCUUUCGUCCGACGGUGUUUUACAGAAGACUUGGCUAUGGUUGAUUUCACUCAGUCCCUGACCGCGCUCGAUUACUUGAAAGAUCUAGAGAACAGGAGGAAGAGAGAGCUGACUGCGGUCUUGCAACGUCUCGGCAUAGAUGAAGACGUUGUGUCUGAGCGGAGGGCGGAAAUCAGCUACAAUUCUCGGAUUUCAGAAUGGGUAAAUGGGAUGCAUGACAAAGAGCGAAAGGUUGAGGCGCUAUACACACAAGUCUACAUUGGCCUUCGCCGCUGGACUUUGAUCAAUGAGAUGCGUCUAGAACCAUUCUCAAAGGCCAAUAGCAUAGCGAUGCUGAACACGCUCUACCCACCUGCCACUGUCUCGCCACCUACGAGACAGCUGACCCAGCAUAUCCUCUCGACCCAAAGAGCCGCUUUUUUUAGAUACAUCACCGGCGUCGAGAACAACGGUAGAGAAAUCCUUAAAAACUUGGAGCUUCAAGGAGCUAAGCCUGAAGACCGAAAUGGAUGGAAGGCUGUUCGUGAAGUAGUCGAUAAGUAUCUACGGACUGCCAAUGGUCUCAUUGACGAGUGUGGAGAAGUCACUGGUGCCUCUUACUUCUCACCAGAGGCUGUAUCACGUCGCCGAAAUGAACGUAAAGCAGACUCCGGUGUCAGCUUUGCAACAAGCGAUCGUCCUUCCACCAGCAGUAGCGACCACAGCCACUCGAACAUUCCAACCACGAUCAAUAAACCGCUUCCAGCCUCACCGCCCAGCCUUCAAAAGGCCAACACCAUGCCAACAACAACGUCGAAGAAAAGGGAGCGUACGCCAUUUACAACCCUCGAGAAGAUUGCUCGCGAAAUCCGAAGCUUUCGCGGACGUAAUGACGUGAAAGAAAUCUCCAAUGGGAACAUCGGCUUAAUCACAGACCUCGAUUACCACACCACUACAAACGGCAAGGAAUCGAGCAAGCCUUCCAAAGGCCUACGAAAGAUGAAAUCUACUUCAUCAAUCCGUGACCGAGAGAACGGGAGUGGACGAUCAUCGCAACUCCAUUCUCGCAAUAACAGUAAUGAUGAGCCGAUGCCUGAUUUUGAUUUCGAUGCCCGAAGGCGGCAAAUGAUUCGAGAAGCAAACAAAGAAAAGGAGGGUAGGGCAGCGCUUUUGGAGAGAAACAAACUCAAUGGCGCGAGUCUUCCAAGACAAACAGCAAAAGCGAGGGCUUUUGAUUAA
This is a messenger RNA of Bacidia gigantensis, 1578 nucleotides long. RefSeq lists its product as uncharacterized. The transcript has 2 exons. Bases 1 to 1578 code for a protein of 525 amino acids. The record is from RefSeq and is a predicted model, not a curated record. Lineage: Eukaryota; Fungi; Ascomycota; Lecanoromycetes; Lecanorales; Ramalinaceae.